AUGAGGGCUUGCAGGGACUGGGAAGCUCCGGCCGGGAAGAAACGGCCCGCGCCUCCCUACCUUGCAGCGUCAGAGCGGGGAAACGAAAGAGAGCAGGGUGGGGACGGUGCCGUCACCCUGGCAGCGGAGAAGGGCUCCCCGGCUCUAGGUAGCCCGCACAGCCAGAGCGCUCGCCAUGACGGUGGUCCGGGCAAGCUGCUGCGCCUCCUCUUGCGCGUCCUCGGCGCCCUGUGGAGCAGCCUGGAGCCUUUCUGCGUGUGGCGCUGGGGGGUGUGGGUGCCCACUCCACCGCUCGCCUCCAAGGCGGGAGUUGCUCCAGGGCCGGUGCCGGUCAGCGUCAACUACCACUUUACGCGGCAGUGCAACUACCGAUGCGGUUUCUGCUUCCACACGGCCAAGACGUCCUUCGUGUUGCCCCUGGCCGAAGCGCAGAGGGGGCUCCGUGGGCUCAAGCGGGCCGGUAUGGAGAAAAUUAACUUUUCAGGAGGAGAGCCAUUUCUUCACAAGAGAGGAGAAUUUGUGGGGAAGCUGGUAAAGUUUUGUAAACAGGAGCUAAAACUCCCAAGUGUGAGCAUUGUGAGCAAUGGAAGCAUGAUUACAGAAAGGUGGUUCAAAAGUUAUGGGGAAUACCUGGAUAUUCUGGCAGUUUCUUGUGACAGCUUCAAUGAGGAAGUCAACGUUUUAAUUGGCCGUGGGCAAGGAAAAAAGAACCAUGUUGAAAAUCUCCACAAGCUCAGGGGAUGGUGCCAUGAUUAUGGUGUGGCUUUCAAAAUAAAUUCGGUAAUUAACAGAUUCAAUGUAGAAGAGGAUAUGAAUGGCCAGAUUCAGGCACUAAAUCCUGUCCGCUGGAAGGUAUUUCAGUGCUUGCUCAUUGACGGAGAAAAUACAGGGGAAGAUGCUCUGAGAGAAGCAGAGAAGUUUGUCAUCAGUGAUGAAGAAUUUGAACUGUUCCUACAACGUCAUAAAGAUGUUUCAUGCUUGGUGCCUGAAUCUAAUAAAAAAAUGAGAGAUUCAUACCUAAUUCUGGAUGAAUAUAUGCGUUUUCUGAACUGUACAAAUGGCCGGAAGGAACCUUCUCGAUCAAUUCUGGAUGUAGGUGUUGAAAAUGCUAUACAGUUCAGCGGAUUUGAUGAAAAGAUGUUUUUCAAGCGCGGAGGAAAAUAUGUGUGGAGCAAAGCAGAUAUGGCACUUGAAUGGUGACGAGACGCUGAAAGGGUAUAGAAGCCAUAAACAUCUAAAUUAUUCUACUCUGCAGAGAAAGAUAGUUUAAAAGAGAUUUUUUCCUACGUUCUGGUAUUCAGCACUGUUCAUAUGUGUGUUGCUUGUGCAAAGAAAACAGUCAAUUUACACUUGCUCAUAAAUAUGGAAAGACCCUCCCCCAAAGAUCCAAACUCCAAAUCUUAGGAAAGGGUCUGAGAUGCAGCACCAUCAAACUCCCUGUCGCUAAUUAUCACAGAGAAGAACGUUAAAAUAUUAAAUGGUGACACCGAAUGGCAUAUAGAAGAACAAGAUAGGCAAUUGACUGGCAAAAAGAUAGUCUUUCAGAUGGUUGUUUGCAUAUGUGGGCCAAAAUGGUCAUCACUUAGCAUAUAGUGUAAAAUAUGUCAGUAAAGUGAUUUCAGUGUGUUACUGCUUAGUUAAGAUUCAUUCCCUUGAUAUCAAGAAGUGUCAAAGUGUUUUUAAUAGUAUCCCUCACAGUCUAAUUUAAACAUAGAAAUUUAAAAGUGAUUGAAGUUCAAAGGACCUGCACACAACACGAAGUGGAGAUUCCCUGCAGUAGCCUCCCUAGAGAGGUGGAGAACUGAACAUCAAAAUAGAUGCUGCUGGUGUAUUUUCCCAGGUUGUGAAACAAAGAACUGAGCAUAUGUAGCCCUUUACAACAUGCUGGAAUCCCAUCAGCCAGCUAUUUGGGAAAGGAAUCCAGGGAUUGGACUCCUUCUGUUCUAUUAGGUGCAUUUCUUGCUUCCUUUAAAGGGCUUUAUGUGUACUUAGUCCUUACCUUAAGAUUCCUUUCCUUUUUAUGGCAAUGUACUUGAAGUGUUAAUAUAAGCUUUUAAAAGUAAAAGGCUAAUUCCGCACAUGCAGAAUAAUGCACUUUCAAACUGCUUUCAGUGCUCUUUGAAGCUGUGCUGAAUGGCAAAAUCCACUUGCAAACAGUUGUGAAAGUGGUUUGAAAACGCAUUAUUUUGCGUGUGCAGAAGGGGACAAAGAGUUCCGUUGUGCUCUCUGGGCCUUACUUCUAAGUUAAGGGUGCACAUGAUAGAUCAGAGUAACUUGUACUGCUUUAUGUUAUCGUACUUUGGUCACAUUAUAAGAAAACAGGAUUCACUGGAAGAGACAAUAUACUAGGCAAAGUUGUGGCAGCAGGAAGAGGAAGACCCAGCAAGAGAUGGAUUGACUCCAUCAAGGAAUCCACAGCCUCUGCCUUCAAGACGGAACAAGGCUGUUAAUGAUAGGAUGCUUUGGAUUUCAUUCAUUCAUAGCAUUGCUAUAAUGAGGAAGCGACUUGACAGCCAAACCACACACACAAAUGGUCAUGAACAAAAGUUCAAAUGGCUAAAGAAAUACAUACCUUAGAUAUAUACCUCAUACGUGGAAAAUUACAUGCUCCUUUUUUAAAAUAAAAAUUUAUAAGUAUUAAAAAUGUUGCUCCUUUUCAUUUUACUGAACUAAGGCUUUACAGUGAUGAGCCUCAGAAUAUAACUUGUGAUAUAAACUUUGAGGACUAGAAUCGUCUCUCCUUGGAUAAUGUAAAGGCACGCUUAUGCCACUUGACCUGUCAAAUUCUUUUCCUGAGCUCUGGAGUUGUACCGCUGUAGGACCUCACAAUUUUCAUUUCUAGUUGGUUGCUUUCCUCCACAAGCCCCAAAGACUGAUCCAUGCAAGUGAUUUUAUGAGGGACAGAACUAGAGGCUACAAAGGGCUACCACCUGCAUUAGCCUGUGGUAGAACAGAUUUGAGACCAGAUCCUACAGACCAACAAGAGUUUCUUUUUGAAAGCUCCCUCCAUUCAGACAUGCUUAGAAAUGAGGAUCUCUGAGUCCUGUUAUCCUAGUCAGAGUGCAAAGGUGCAAUGAUCAGAGAAAAAGCAGAAAAUUAGCAUCUGUAAGUGAGAUGGGAGAGCCAGUGUGAUAUCAGACUAGGAUCUGGGAAACUCACUUUUCAAUUCCCAUCUACCAUGGAAGCUUGCUGGGUGACCUUGGGUCAGUCAUCAGUGGUCCAUUCCACACAACACCAAUAAAGUGUUUUGAGGUCUGAAAAGAAAGCAUUUCCUGCACUAUGCCUGCACAGCUUUUUGCUCAAAACAUUUUGAAAACGUUUUAUUUUUCCUCAAAACAUUUUAUUUUAAAAAUGAUAAACUAGUGACUUUUCUGUUAAAUAUUUUCAAAAUGCUUCCUAAGUGUGUGGAGAACAGGAAAUAUUUUAUUUGUAAGAGCUCUCACAUUCAUUUUGCCUCACCCACCAUUUUGUGCUUCUCUGUGCCACUUGUCAUUUGCAGAGUUUUCCCCAGGGACGUUUCUCCUGCCGGCAUUGCUUCUGGGUGACCUUUCACUGAUUUAAGUACAUCAAUCAACUCAGCUUUGCCUGCCAAUUUUGGAUUGUCACUUUCCUUUUUUUUUUCCAGUGAGGCAGCUUCAACGCUAUGGAGGCUCGAUAUGUUGGUUUUGAGUCUCCAUAGCCAUAGCUUCAAAGCUGCCUUCCUGCAAAUAAAAAAAAAAGGGGAAGUGACACAUUGCCAAAAUUGGCAGGCAAAGCUGAGUUGAUUUAUGCGCCGUAAAUCAGUGAAAGAUCACCCAGCAGCAAUGCCCGCAGAGGAAAUGUCCCUGGGGAAAACUGCAAAUGGCGGGCAGCACGGAGAAUCACAAGUGGCACAAAAUGGUGAACCCAACAAAACCAAAGUGAGAGCUCUUGCAGUAAGUUGCAGGUGGGAAAAGGGAACCAGAUGUGCCUGAAACCCUUUGUUUUCCUGCGCUUUAUGGGAGAAAAAAGCCAAAAUGGUUCUUUUUUAAAACGCUCCUCGAACAUUUUAACUGGUCUGUGGAAAUGAUCAGUCUCAGCCCUGUCAAGCAUUUGGAUGGGAGACCUCCAGGGACUACCACAGCGGCCUGGAGGUAGGAAAUGGUAAACCAAUAAAGGGGAAAUUUUCUCAUAGUUCCUUUUAAUUUUGAUUUAGUUUUUAGUGAAUAAAAUAAUUGCUGGCCAUAAGUAGUAAACUGUGUCCCAGCUCUGACCUGGAAUUUUACUAUAUCUUGGUCCUGUUUGAACUAGUUGCUUCCUGGCACUGACUAGAGGAAGGCUUAUCUCUUUUAAGUGCCAGGUUGUCUUUUGUUAUUCUUAAGUGAGCUGGGCAAGGCAAUACACCCUGGAAGGAUUAUCAAGCGCUAGCAAAGAGCAUCUCAAAUAGCUCCUCCCCUUUGAAUGAGGUCCCUCCAUUACCAGCUCCUGUACAGAAGAGUUUAAGAAGAAGAGUUUGGAUUUAUAUCCCGCCUUUCUCUCCUGCAGGAGACUCAAAGGGGCUUACAAUCUCCUUGCC
Messenger RNA from Sphaerodactylus townsendi, 4534 nucleotides. RefSeq names its product radical S-adenosyl methionine domain containing 2 (gene RSAD2). Gene Ontology annotation, biological process: positive regulation of immune response; defense response to virus. Gene Ontology annotation, cellular component: mitochondrion; endoplasmic reticulum; lipid droplet. The record is from RefSeq and is a predicted model, not a curated record. Gene Ontology annotation, molecular function: catalytic activity; 4 iron, 4 sulfur cluster binding. NCBI's taxonomy places the organism in Eukaryota, Metazoa, Chordata, Lepidosauria, Squamata, Sphaerodactylidae. The transcript has 7 exons. Bases 1 to 1200 code for a protein of 399 amino acids.